This is a messenger RNA of Olea europaea var. sylvestris, 2778 nucleotides long. Its product is annotated as mitochondrial proton/calcium exchanger protein-like. Gene Ontology annotation, biological process: intracellular monoatomic cation homeostasis. Gene Ontology annotation, cellular component: mitochondrial inner membrane. Lineage: Eukaryota; Viridiplantae; Streptophyta; Magnoliopsida; Lamiales; Oleaceae. Bases 294 to 2546 code for a protein of 750 amino acids. The record is from RefSeq and is a predicted model, not a curated record. Gene Ontology annotation, molecular function: ribosome binding; calcium ion binding. The transcript is spliced from 15 exons.
UUCGAUUCGAUUUUGCAAUUUGAUGGUUUGAUUGUCGAGCAAUACUGAUAAGUGAUAACUCCUUGUCUGCUUACCGUUCUAAAACCUCAGCGCUGUUAUUUCCAAUUUCUCUAAAACCCCUCCAUCUCAUAGUCUCACACACAGAUAUAUAUAUAUAUACCCUCAUAUAAUAACAUAUAUAUUACAAGGCUAGAAUUCUUCACUUCUGUUGAUCAGUUUCAUUUCCAAACUCUUAACUAGUAGGGUGCUGGGAAUGUGACUUCAGUUUUCUUUCUCAAAGAGAGGAAAACUCGAUGAUGGCUUCUAGGGCAAUAUUGAGGAGGAGAAAGAAUAUUCCUGUUCGAUCAAUUCAAAGUUACCGAACUUUGGGUCUGGAGCAAUCUAGUCAGCUUUCAGAUUCUUGUGGUUUCAGAUCUGUUGCAAACCACUUCUCUCGAGGUUCAGAUAAUUCAGAAUCUAAUACUGAAGCUUCAGUUUUCAGGCAAUUGUUGAAUCUUUCAACAUUAGGCUUUUUUAGGAAUAAAGCUUAUGGAAUUACAUUUCGCCAUUAUGGAAAUGGAAGGAUAGAUUUUAAAUCCCAUGUAGGGGUCAGGUUAAUGUUACAACCUGUACGAUAUGCCUCUACAGCAACUGCAAAUCAGCCUGAUUUUGGAAGUGAUAAUGAAGAUGAUGAGAUAUUGGUUACCAAAAAGAGAAAGGAAGCAUCUCCAGAGGAAUGUGAUCAAGCUGUUGUAGGUCUAAGCACUGCAAAGGCCAAAGCAAAAGCUAAACAGCUAGAAGAACCUCAGAAGGUUGCAAAAUCCAUUUUGUGGAGGCUGUGGGCUAGGCUUCUGGGAAUCGGUCCAGCUUUUAGAGCUGUCAUUUCAAUGAGCAGGGAAGACUGGGCUAAAAAAAUUUUGCACUGGAAAAAUGAGUCUGUAUCGACGCUGCAGCAUUACUGGUUGGGCUGUAAGCUUCUAUGGGCUGAUGUGAGAAUAAGUUCAAGAUUGUUGCUGAAACUUGCUGGUGGAAAGAGUCUCUCUAGAAGGGAGAGGCAACAGCUUACCCGAACGACUGCUGAUAUUUUUAGGCUAGUUCCAUUUGCUGUUUUUAUCAUAGUCCCAUUCAUGGAAUUCUUGUUGCCUGUCUUUCUGAAGCUUUUUCCUAACAUGUUACCAUCAACCUUCCAAGACAAGAUGAAAGAAGAGGAAGCAUUGAAAAGGCAGCUAAUUGCCAGAAUUGAGUAUGCAAAGUUUCUUCAAGACACAGUCAAAGAAAUGGCAAAGGAAGUUCAAAAUUCACGAAAAGGGGAGAUUAAGAAAACUGCUGAGGACCUCGAUGAAUUUCUCGACCGGGUUAGAACAGGUGCUGGUGUCUCAAAUGAUGAAAUCUUGGGUUUUGCUAAGUUGUUCAAUGAUGCACUCACACUAGAUAAUAUCAGCAGGCCUCGGUUAGUCAAUAUGUGCAAGUAUAUGGGAAUUAGUUCUAUAGGAACAGAUGCUUACUUGCGCUAUAUGCUUAGAAAGAGAUUGCAAAGGAUUAUGAAUGAUGACAUAUUAAUUCAAUCAGAGGGCUUGGAGUCUCUGUCAGAAGCUGAGCUUCGUGAAGAAUGUAGAGAGCGAGGAAUGCUUGGACUACUUUCAGUAGAAGAAAUGCGUCAACAGCUGCGUGAUUGGCUAGAUUUAUCACUGAAUCACUCUGUUCCAUCAUCACUUUUGAUUCUUUCCAGAGCCUUCACAGUAUCAGGAAAGUUGAGGCCAGAGGAAGCCGUUGGAGCUACACUCUCUUCUCUCCCAGAUGAGGUUGUGGAUACUGUUGGCAUGGAAAAGUUGUCAUCUGAAGAUUCUGUUGCAGAAAGGAGAAGGAAAUUGGAUUUCCUUGAAAUGCAAGAGGAACUUAUCAAGGAGGAGGAAGUGAAAAAUGAAGAAGAGCGAGCUGCAAAGAAAAAAUCUGCUGAUAGUGAAGAUGAUGUUGCUUUGAAGGAGAUGACCACUCCAACUGCGAGAGAAGCACGAGAGCAAGCUAGAGCAAGAGCCCUGGACAAGUGCGAGCAGCUUUGUGAACUUAGCCGUGCAUUAGCUGUCUUAGCUUCUGCUUCUUCAGUGAGCAGGGAGCGUGAAGAAUUCCUAAGGCUUGUCAAUAAAGAGAUUGAACUUUAUAAUAGCAUGGUGGAUGGAGAUGGUAUAGAUGGUAAAGUAGAGGCAAUGAAGGCAUAUAAAGCUGCUUGUGAUGGCGAUGAUGAAAUUCCUGAGCAUGACAAGGUUUCAUCUGCUCUCACAGAUAAGGUUGAUACUAUGCUUCAAAGGCUCGAGAAAGAAAUUGAUGAUGUGGAUAUAAAGAUUGGUGAUCACUGGCGAGUACUUGACAGAGAUUAUGAUGGUAAAGUGACUCCUGAGGAGGUGGCUGCUGCAGCUAUGUACUUGAAAGACACUUUAGGCAAGGAUGGGGUUCAAGAACUAAUCAACAACCUUUCCAAAGACUCAGAUGGAAAGAUCCUUGUUGAAGACAUAGUGAGGUUGGGCAGUCGAGUUGAAGAUGGAUGUACCGAUGCUUCUGGGAAGAUGUAGACGAUUUUGCUUUGCAUUAAUGGGAUUUUACCAUUGUAGUUAAAUGUGAGAGAUAUCUUUAGGCACAAAUUGCCAUCUGAUAAAUGAGAUUGGCUUACUAGUCGUGUAUAUAUUAUGCCAAUAGAAAAACAGAAGCAUCUAUAUCCAAUUUUUAUUAGUUCUUGAUUUGUGUUAAUGCAUCUUGAUGGAGCGAUAUUCAAUAAGACGCAUAAAUUCCGACUAUCUUAAUUUA